Blumeria graminis f. sp. triticale is the source of this 948-nucleotide messenger RNA. NCBI's taxonomy places the organism in Eukaryota, Fungi, Ascomycota, Leotiomycetes, Helotiales, Erysiphaceae. The record is from the annotation of a GenBank genome assembly.
AUGCGUUGUGCUUACGCAUUUCUCCUAGUUCCGAAGCCGUCAAUGCUACAUCUGGAGCGUUUAGUAGUUAUAGGCGUUGACACAGAUUACUCUCAUUAUGGUGUCUACAGACCUCAUGUUCAGGGAAAGUUUCCCGAUAUCAGCCAGGAAAUUGGUAUAGCUAUGACCAAGUACUCUAUCGACAUUCCAGGGACAUAUUUAAGGGCUUACUGUUCCUUUGAUGUUCCAGUUAAUGAUAUAGUAGAAAACGUCAAAACUAACAUGGAGAAAAUCACCUCAACAUCUCAUCUUAACUUCAAUGUUGACGAAAAAAAGGUUCAAGAGUGCCUUGCUCAUAUCCAAAACAUGCCACUGGGAAUAAACGAUUACUCACCAAUAAACUUCGAAGACCUUAGGCGAAUGAAUUAUUGUUCUGCAGGUGAAAUUUUUGCCUUGAAUUUUCGGAAUCAACUGAGCGUGAAGGGAGCUGGUUUCAAUUCUAUAAGACGAGAAUCUACAAGGACGAAAUGGGUAAAAUUUAGAGAGCCGAUUGAAGCCCAUGACAUAUUUUUGCAAGAGCAGUUCCAUGGAAACCUAUAUGUUUAUAAUUCCAAUGGUCAAUUUACAGAUAGUUAUUUCACUUUACUUGUAUGGUAUCAGGGCCAUCUACACCGAUUUUUCAAGAAUGCGUCUGAAUCGUGGUUUAGCGCAGAAACCCGAAUAGGCUCGGAGGCGAUGAAUGCAGAAAAGAUUCAGUCAGGCUUACUGAAAAAAUAUAGGUACCCAAUGAACUUUAAUCUACUAAUCGAACAAAUCCAAGAGGAAUACAAAAGUUGGCACUGCAGCCGUAUUUUGGCAUGGUGCAGCCAGCCAGUGAUAAAACAGAAAAAGUUAUCGGCCGAGAAUAAAGUUCGCCAGUUUGAUUUGAAAUCACUUCCUAUUUACGGGCUAUAUUCAUUGGAGAUAUGA